This is a messenger RNA of Anas platyrhynchos (mallard), 417 nucleotides long. NCBI's taxonomy places the organism in Eukaryota, Metazoa, Chordata, Aves, Anseriformes, Anatidae. The record is from RefSeq and is a predicted model, not a curated record.
UACACCUCCUGCCCCGAGACAUGUCCUGCUACAACCAGUGCCUGCCAUGCCUGCCAUGCGGACCCUGUGGCCCAACUCCGCUGGCCAACAGCUGCAAUGAGCCCUGUGUCAGGCAGUGCCAGGACUCCAACGUCUUCAUCCAGCCCUCUCCCGUGGUGGUGACCCUGCCCGGCCCCAUCCUCAGCUCCUUCCCGCAGAACACCGCCGUGGGAUCCUCCACCUCCGCUGCCGUUGGCAGCAUCCUCAGCUCUCAGGGAGUGCCCAUCUCCUCCGGGGGCUUCGGCCUCUCUGGCUUGGGCAGCGGCUACUGCGGCAGGAGGUGCUUCCCCUGCUAAAGCCCAAGACAGACGCUCAUCUUCCCCCAGUGCUUCCUGCACUGGUGAUUCCUCUUGGAGGGACCUUGUUUCCUUCUGGAUU